Daldinia caldariorum is the source of this 3136-nucleotide messenger RNA. RefSeq lists its product as uncharacterized. The record is from RefSeq and is a predicted model, not a curated record. Bases 683 to 2470 code for a protein of 595 amino acids. The transcript has 2 exons. Lineage: Eukaryota; Fungi; Ascomycota; Sordariomycetes; Xylariales; Hypoxylaceae.
AAAUACAUAGUAGAGGUACCUGAGGUAACGAAAUGAAAUUAAAGCAAACCUCAGAACCCGAACUGAUUUUCCAUCAAGUUCCUAAGUUCCUUGCUGCUAUCCCGAUUCCCCCCUCAUCAUCCCGUCGUACAAUACUUAAUAAUAAUAGAUCUCAUCUCUCUCGUUUUAUUUUAUUUUUAUUUUCGUCUUGUCAUCCGACCGACUAGCCUACAUAACCUUUAUUUUUUGUUUUUUUUAGAGUGUUCGAGCCUUACGGUACAAUACUAUACAAUACAACCCGCGAUAAUUCUUUUUCUUCAUUUAUUAACAUACACCCUAAACAGCUACCUAUCCUUACAUAUAGCGUAUAAUUUAUAGUUACCUAUUCCCUAACCAUAUUCUGCAAACCUCUUAAUCCUAUCCCUCUUCUGGAAGAUAAUGGGCUUCCUAAGCCCCGGUCAACCCCAGCUAUAUUCCAGUCUUAUCAUUCGUCGCCUAACAAGUUCCAGCUAACUCUGCAACUGAACUGUAUUGUACAUCGCCCCCCCUUCCCACCCCCCCGGGCGACGCAUACAAGUCUGUGUGGUUCUCUGUGGUGCUGCGUACCCCCUCCCCAAUUUCCCAUCCCAGCAUCUGAAGCGAGCUCCACGUCUUCCGCCCUGAAUUUCGAUCCCCAUCUGCCUCGGGUGGAUUAUGUUUUCUUAUGUCUAUGAAACCCGCUCAACUUUUACAAAUUUGCUUGAUAACAUCUCGUUUCCACCCUCUCUUCAAUGACAAGAGACUUAACAAUAUAGUUUCUGUUUUAUAUUCUAGACGCUCUUUUACUAGGAGGACUAGGCACCGUCGUGCCAUUUUGUCCCCAGCCACUCCUUUUCAAAACCAGCGGUCAAUAGAAAACUUCACCGCACAACUUUUAUACUCUCGUUCACCACACAAAGUUAUCAACCCUUUUACUGGGGCCAACAUGAGUCGGGGCCUACAGGAAUCCGCUCUUUCACUAGAUGCGGUUCUAACUUCUCCCCUUAAAAUGGCUACCGGUGUGCACUCGAUCAGCUACUCUACCAAUGGCUCUUACAGUGGUCAGGUUCCAACGUCGCCCCGUGCUAAUCAUCUAGAGAGUGCUGGAGAGAGCGGAGCGGCGGACGGGGACGGGGACGCAUAUUCGAGUUCGAUGCCAUCUCCACCAUCUCUAAGUGAGAUAUCUCGGACGAGGUCCACUCGUUCUACCUCGACAACAUCACGAAAUUCCAAUCGAUUGUCAUUAACCUUGCCGAUCGCGCCACCUGAUAGUGUCCCGUCGAGGCCCACGCCCACUUCUUCGGUGCCGCCCACCCCAGGACCGGUGUCAGGACUGAGCUCGCCAAUUGAUGCAAAUGACUUCAUUAUCGCUAUUGCCGCCCAAGAGCGUCGCGUAUUAGAACUUCGUGAAGAAUUGGGCCGAGCAGAGCAUGAUCUUAGAAGGCUGAAGAAGCAGUGGACAGCCUCCGAUGGUUAUAAGAAGCGGGCAGCUGCUAAAAACUUUGACCCUCUUCGCGCUGCAUCCGUGAUAGAUGGACCGUGGGCCCAUGAUGAUCCAACAACUGUCAGAUACACCAGCGAACUAGAACGUAGGAAAGCCAUCCUUCUUGCACAAAGCCGGGCAGCACCUCGAGACACCAAAAGGACAAUUAUCCGGGGUGGACACACUCGCGCUUUGUCCUUACUUUCACCUACAACAUCACCAAAUGGAAACGACCCGCUCCGAUCACCGGAUUUAUACUCAAAACCGUCGCCCGUCUCUACUCCUCUUCUCAGUAAGCGCGCAACAUGGGCUCCUCGUCAAAGCCAGCCGACCCAUGGUAUGAAGCAAAUCGCAAAUGAUUUUAAGCAAGGCCUUUGGACGUUCGUCGAAGACUUGAGACAAGCGACUGUGGGGGAUGAAGCAAUUUCUGGGACAACAAAUAGAACAAGUGAUAUGGUAUCAAGGUUAAAUAGAACAGAGACCGAACAGGACACUAUUCGAGCGUCUACUUCGAGCCGCGGCAAAAUGCCAUUCCAAGACGAAUCCGAUUCCGCGACGGAAGCACCGAACAGAUCAUCCACCAGUAGUUUCAGCGACCGUUUGCAGCACAGACGCUCAACAUCGAAGGUGGAACCCAAAGCACGAAAACAUUACUCUUGGACGCCACUACCACUCGAUAGCCUCUGCGAUGACGAUUGCUCCAACUGGGAUAUAUUAAAUGCGAAGCCAUCCCGCUGGAGCGGAAGCACGGUAAACGGGGAUGACAACGCGAUUCCUGAGAAAUUUGGUGGUAGUGAGGAGACAUUGAGACACAAACAAUCCCACAGCGAGAUAAGGUCGCCAUCCCCAGAGACUCCAAGUAGGCUAGAAGAAUUACCACAGGCCAUCCUCAACAAACUGACUCCCAGUAACAUAAAGAACACGACGUCGAACUUCAUCAAGGAGUGGGAGAAGAGUUUGUCCCCGCCUGCGGACUCUACUUCUUCCUGAGUUAACCGCCCGAGGCCACCGCGGACCCCGAGUCACGAGCCCAUCCAUUUCCAUUCUUGAUAUAUGCGCGGACGAAACGUUGCGUAGACGCACGACCACCCGGAUUUCGGAGGCCUGCCUACGGUUUAGGAUCAACGAAAUAUCCCCGACAGAGACUUCGACGCCGCUUUACAUUCUUAUAGAUACCUACCGUUUCGUUCAGAGCGUCGUGAAGACCGGGGCUCUCAGACGUGAGAUUAUUUGUCGAUCGAGUACUGGCGCGAUUCUUGGUUUGAGGUUUUGGGAUACCGGCUGGAUGCAUCGAUUUUUUGGCUACGAUAUUAUCAACAAAUAACCUAGGAGCGACGCCCCUUUUAAAGCAGGGCAAGAUAAGAGAAAAGAGAAGAGAAAGGAGGGGAAAAAAACAGGUCACCCUUAUCUCCUCACCCCCAUCCCCGCACCCCCAUGGUUUUUUUAUAGGUAAUAUCUAAUGAUCACGACCGCUCAUGAAUGAUAGACGAUGAUUUAAAACGAAAUAGACUCGUUAUCGUCGUGGUUGUCAAUUUUGUCAUAUACUUAACCUAGCAUAUACGUAUGAGCUUCGUACAUGGUUAUAGCCUACCUAUUACAAGCGUUAGUAUAUCAAGUACUAUCAAAGUACUAGUUACACAUUUUAGGAAUCUGACA